GGGGCAAGGCGAGGACGGGCGGCGGCGGCAGAUCGUGGGCCGCUCCGGCCCCUCCCUCCCCACCGGCGGCACCGCGUCCCGUCCGUCCGUCCCGCCCGGCUGCCCCAUGGCCGCGGCUCCCUGGGAAGCGCCCCGCGCCGCCGCCCUGCCGGUGCCAGAGCCGCGUUGCCGGGCGGCGGCCGCCUCCCCACGGCUCCGCUAGCGCCCCGCGCCCGCUCUCCGCCUCCAGCCCGGCGGGUCUCCCCGCGGGCGCGGAUCAGCGCUCCCACUCCUCUCCUCCGCGCUCUCCUCAGCGGGACGACGGCGGCGGCGGCUCGGCGGGACGCACCGGCGCGGAUGCGGUGGGUGCCCCGCGCGGCCCCCGGAGCGUCCUCGGUGCCGCCGCCGACGCCUGACGCGCCGCGCUCUCCCCGCAGGCAGCCCCCCGGCGAGUGCGAGAUGGCGCUCAGCGGCACGCUCCUCCCCUCCAUCGCCACCUUCGCGGCGGGCGCCGCGGGCCGCGAAAAGGCGCCGCGGCCCGCGGGCCCCGGCAACAGGUGGCGGGAGGAGCUGUCGCAGCUGAAGCGGCCGCCGCCGGCGCUGACGGCGCGUCCCGCGGAGCCGCCGCCGUCGGACCUGGAGACCUCGCCCGCCCUGGGGCCGCGCCGUGAAACCGAGGAGUUCAACGAGCUGCUGGAUUUCGACUUCAUACUCUCCAACUCCCUCAUGCACCAGGAGCCCGCCGCCGCCGCCGCCGUGGUGGUGUCCCCCGCCGCCGCCCCGGCCCCCGCCGCCAGUCCCUGCCCCGCUGGGCCCUUCGCCUACCCGUUGCCCUGCGCCGAGCCCGGCGGACUCCUCUACGGCGGUGGCGGCGGCCGCGACGGGGCUCCCGCCGCCUCACCCUUCAACCUGGCAGACAUCAGCGACGUGUCGCCCUCGGGAGGCUUCGUGGCUGAGCUGAUGCGGCCCGACCUGGACCCGGUGUACCUGCCGGCGCCCGCCGCUCUACCGCCGCUGGGCAGCCUGCAGGGCAAGUUCGUGGUGAAGGCCGUGGGCGACUACAGCCACCCGGGGCUCAGCCCCAAGAACGGCCCCCCCGCCGCCGCCGCCCAGCCGCCCGGCUCCGAGGGACCCGGGGCUCCUUACAGCCCCCUCCAGCCGCGGAUGUGCCCUAAAAUCAAGCAGGAGGCCAGCCCGCCCUGCACACUGGCCCCGCCGCCGCACGGGAGCGGCCCCCGAGGACCCCCCCCGCAGCAUGACUUCUCCAUGGGCCGCCUGCUGCCGGCCCGGACUACGCCCUCGCUGGGGCCCGAAGAGAUGCUAAGCAGCAGGGACUGCCUUCCCCCCGCGCCGGGGCUCGGCCAUCCUCCGCUGCCGCUGCCCCCUGGCUAUCCCCCGGCUCCCGGCUACCCUGCCUUCCUGCCCGAGCAGCUGCCCCCCGGCACGCUGCAGUACCAAGAACUGAUGCCGCCGGGGAGCUGCCUGCCGGAGGAGACAAAGCCCAAGAGGGGACGGCGGUCAUGGCCUCGAAAAAGAACAGCCACUCACACCUGUGACUACGCAGGCUGCGGCAAGACCUACACCAAGAGCUCUCAUCUCAAGGCACACCUGAGAACCCACACAGGUGAGAAACCUUAUCACUGUGACUGGGAAGGCUGCGGAUGGAAGUUUGCCCGAUCUGAUGAACUUACUCGUCACUACCGAAAACACACGGGCCACCGCCCUUUCCAGUGCCAGCGGUGUGACAGAGCAUUUUCCAGGUCGGAUCACCUCGCCUUACACAUGAAGAGGCACUUUUAAUUGGAAGCAGUGGAUCUUUCCCUAACUGCCUUAGAGAUUCAGUAUUUACAGCACAAGGACUGCUUUCCGCAAGAAGGGAAGAACCCAUUUUAAGCACUACAGAGAAUCAUGGUGAAGUCUUCCAAAAAGAGUGGAAAGAGGGAUAAUUGCAUACGGACAUUGCAACUGUUUUGUUGUUUUUUUUUAACAAACGUUUUAAAGAAAACCAAAAACAUUGGGGUCAAUGACUGGAUCUUCUUCUAUCAUUCCAUUUGUAAAUCCAACUUGAAUUAUUUCCGGACUACAAAAUGCCAAGGAGUGACUGGAAGUCACGGAUAUCAGGGUUAAACAGACUGCGUGUAGUUCGGAGGGUGGGGAUAUUACACGGGGAAAUGACAUUCCCUUAAAUUUUCUUUCAAUGCAAUAUUAGAUGUAAAUGUCAUCUUGUACUUUCCUUUUUUCUUCCUUCUAAAAGCCAUUACAAUGUUAAAAGAGGAGGAAAAAUUCAGGUACAGAGUUAUGUUUUAAAAGCCUAUUUCAUGGUGCUUGGUGACUGUUGGUUUUAGAGGUACCAAAAAACAGGAAGCCAAAGUUCUCAAACUGCUGCAUAUCUGACAAGGAAAUAUUUUUGUCUUCCGAUCACCAAUUAUGACCUAAAUCAGGUAAAUAAUCCUGGUUUAUCUUUUUUUUUUUUUUUUCUUAAGAAAAUAACUUUAUGCAGACAGUCUGUAAUGCACUGUGGUUUCGAUGUGCAAUACUUUGUACAAUGGUUUAUUCCCAAAUAUGCCUUAAGCAGAACAAAUGUUUUCUAUAUAGUUCUUUACAUAAUAGAUAUGUAAUAUAAAUUUAAGCAAACUUUUAUUUUGUAUAUUUGUAAACUACGAAGUAAAAGGAACAUUUUGGAGUUUGUAUUUUGCAUAUUCAAGCGGAAAAUAAGUUUUAAAUAAACCUAUAAUAUUUUAUCUGAA
Molecule: messenger RNA, 2726 nt
Organism: Coturnix japonica (Japanese quail)
Lineage: Eukaryota; Metazoa; Chordata; Aves; Galliformes; Phasianidae
Gene: KLF4
Product: KLF transcription factor 4
Biological process (GO): regulation of transcription by RNA polymerase II
Molecular function (GO): RNA polymerase II cis-regulatory region sequence-specific DNA binding; DNA-binding transcription factor activity, RNA polymerase II-specific
Source: RefSeq, a predicted model, not a curated record